Paramecium primaurelia is the source of this 1350-nucleotide messenger RNA. The record is from the annotation of a GenBank genome assembly. NCBI's taxonomy places the organism in Eukaryota, Ciliophora, Oligohymenophorea, Peniculida, Parameciidae.
AUGAUAAAUUGCACUUAUCACAUUAGAAAUCCAAUUACAUUUGUAUGUAUAGCUCCUCACAAAUGCUAAUCGUAAAGAAAACUUUGCGCUGAAUGCCUUUAUGAUCAUGAAGUGAAUGUCAAACAAACAAUUCCGAUCAAUAAAUUUCAAGAAAUGGCCAUCAAGAAAUUAAAAGAAACCAAGCUAAAUGAUACAUCUGAACUAACCAAAUAGAGAAUGGCCUUUAAAACCUUACUCUCUCAAACUGAUUAAAUGAUGAAGAAAAUUUGGGAGGACUUGUCACAAUCAAUCAAAUAAGUUUACGAUUGGAUUGAAAAGGAAAACUAAUCAUACUUAAACCUCCUCAAUGAAAACACUAAUCUAGCUGAAUCCUCUUACACAGAUUUAGAAAAAUUAGUAAACAUUGUAGAAGGAACAACUUUAAUAGAUUGGAAUGCUUCGAAGAAUUCUUAUAAUAAGGAGUUAGAUAAGACAAAGAGCUGGUGGGACCAACAUAUAAAGGCCUUUAUUGAGAAGUCUAACGAAGGAAUCCAAUAGAUCCAAUCAUUAAUUAAGUAAGUAUUAUAUAUACUAUCUCUAGGGAGGAUGAAGAAGAAGUUUAUUAAAUGAAAGAAGAUCUUUAUGAGAUGCUAACCUACAUCCAGGAUAUAGAUGAAUCUCUCUAUUAGAAGAUUCUUGAUAUAAUUAGAUAAGAGAAAGUUUCAGACAUUAUUGGAUUCCUGUCGAAGAAAAACAAUCAACAGUUUUUUAAUUCUUUAAUCAACAAGUAAGAGAAUAUAAUGGAGAUCAAGAAAUAAGUAAAGAAAAUAACUAAUGUCUUGAGGAAUAUUUAGGAUCAUAAAUUUAGUAGGGAUGAUUAUUCGUUAGAGACUGAUGAAAAUGCAAAAUAAGAUCUAAUAAAGAGGUUGAAGGAUAACAAAGGGAGCAAAACUUUUAUGAAGUUUUUAGUUCUUCUCACAAGUAUUGACGGUAUAUUUAUUCAAUGUGGAUCGAAUGCAUUAAACUUAUUAGUAGGCAUGAAGGUAGAUAUUAGGAAUGAAUCAUUUGAGAAUAUAAAAAUAAAUAAUACUUCUUUGAUUGGAGGAAAUUUUUUAAGGUGUAAUUUGAGUGGAUCUGAGUUUGAAAAUGUAGAUAUAAGCGGAUUGAAUUUGAAUGGUGCUUAGAUGUUCAAUUGUAAAUGGAAGAACAUUAAAGUCCAUGAAUUGAAUAAGUUGGAUGGUCAUAGCGGAACUGUCUGGUCAGUCUGUUUUUCUCCUGAUGGAAAUAUAUUAGCUUCUGGUAGUUAUGAUAAGUCUAUCCGUCUAUGGGAUGUCAAAACAGGAUAAUAAAAAGCCAAAUUAGAUGGUCAUA